AUGAAAGUAAAACAACAAUUCUUUGGUAGUCAUAAAAAUGAUAAUUUAAUUGAUUCAUUGGAUCCAAAAAGUUUUGAAAUAAAUAGUAAAAAAUUAUCAACUAAAUUAUUUAAUGGGGAACUAUCAACAGAUCAAUCUUCAUAUUUAAUAGAAAUAAUUCAAUUAAUUCAUAAAUUAUUAUCACCAUAUUUAAAAAAAGAUGAAAAAAAUUAUAUUUAUGAUUAUCAAAUGGAAAGAUAUGUAGAGAAUUUUUUUAAAAAACUUUCUGAUAUCGGUGUAAUAAAAAGAAUAGUACAGGAGAAGACUUUUUUAUAUAAUGUCAAUCAAAAUAAAAAAGUUAUGGCUAACUAUACAACUAUUUAUAAUGAAAAAAUGGGGAAAGUUAAAGUUUACCAUAAUAUAAUAAAAAAAUGUUUUAAUCAAAAAAAUAUAACAAAAAUAUGUAGAAGUAAAUUUAAAGAUAUCAAAGAUAUUUACAAUAAUUAUUUAAUUAUUUUUAAGAAUAUGUCUAAGUUUAAUAAUAUUAAUGAUUUAAGAAAUAAAUUUAUUGAUGAUAUUGCUUUCAAUUUUAGAAAACAUAUUUCUCAAAUUGAAGGUUUAGGUAAUACAUCAUUAAAUGAACUUUAUACAUUUUCUGCAUUUGAUCAUUUGGAGUAUGUUCUUAAAAUUGUUGAAAGAGACUGGAAUACAAUAAUGAAUUUUUAUGAUACAAAAAUUGAACAAAAAGAAUUAUUUAAAGUUGAGGAGCUUUUUAAACUUGAUAAAGAUAUUCUUAAUACAUGUUAUAAAUAUUCUCUACAUCCAUACUCACCUAAUGAUAUUAUUAUAUUUAAGAAAAAAGAAUUAAAAAUAGAACCAACACCUUUAUAUAAUUAUCUUGAUAAAUAUUUUUUUAAAAAUACAAAGAAUAUAAGACAAAAUUAA
This is a messenger RNA of Strongyloides ratti, 924 nucleotides long. RefSeq lists its product as hypothetical. The record is from RefSeq and is a predicted model, not a curated record. NCBI's taxonomy places the organism in Eukaryota, Metazoa, Nematoda, Chromadorea, Rhabditida, Strongyloididae. The transcript has a single exon. Bases 1 to 924 code for a protein of 307 amino acids.